This is a messenger RNA of Lactuca sativa (garden lettuce), 869 nucleotides long. Its product is annotated as HNH endonuclease domain-containing protein. Lineage: Eukaryota; Viridiplantae; Streptophyta; Magnoliopsida; Asterales; Asteraceae. The record is from RefSeq and is a predicted model, not a curated record. Gene Ontology annotation, molecular function: zinc ion binding; endonuclease activity; nucleic acid binding.
CUGCAUAAUUAUGCAAUGAUGCAUUGUUGCCCCUCGAAAGAAAAGGAGUUCUUUGGGGCAUUUAUUCGAACACCUUCCAUCCCAAUUUCAGCAGUCCCCUCCAAUUUCAUAGAGGAGAGGCCGGAGAGAGGCAACAUGAGCUCUAGUUCUCCUGCCCCCUCAUCGCCGCAGCGGCAUCGUGGCGGUGGCGAUAAUAGUAACAACGGGAAGGAGGAGAGACCGAGAUUCUUUGACUCCAUGACCAAAAAACUGUGCUGGGCCAAAGCCGAGAUUGUCCCUGGAAGACACCCGGAGCGAUGGCGUAAAGAUGCCGCGGGCAACGUCGUCUGUAAGCGCUUCGGCAACUGUCAGGGAUGUCUCUGCUUUGAAUACGAUCACAUCAUCCCCUUCUCGAAAGGUGGUGAAUCGGUAGUUGAAAAUUGUCAGAUUCUUCAAACGAGGGUAAAUAGAACCAAGUCGGACAAGGAUCAUCUUGACAAGACACAGUUGCGUGGUUACUCUUGUGAUAUCAACUUCACUGAAAAGGAGUUGGACAUCAUUGAAAUGGCAGUUUAUGGCGAUGUAAUUCGUCCAGGGAAUCAAUGUCGUUGCAGAAGCAUCGAUGAAUUGCUUGGCAAGUACAAGCCUAAAGACCAUACACCUGUCUGUACCUUGCCUUGAGACAGUCAUCUUUUUUUAUUUUUUUAUUUUGUGGGUGGGUCCCAAUUUCAAAGUAACAAAAAAUGAGCUAAAGAUAUUCAUAAAUCCAUUCACUCGGAUCUUAUGGUAUGAUUAUUGUUGGUCUUUAUUGUAUAAGUUUUGUCUGCAAAUUUGUAUCACAGAUACACACUUUGUGCUUGAUAUUUUGCCUGAAUUCUCAAUUUCCAUAA